CUCAGCACGGCCCUUCCAAUGAUCAUAUGACAAGCACUCUUCGCGGAGGUAAAGCACUUUAAAGAAAAGUUUCGUAACUUGAGAAAGUUUUCAGAACCAUCUGCUUGUGGACGGUUUGUGUAUGGACUUCUUGCUAAGCGUGUUCCUCAGCGUUUCCUAAGGACAAAUGUGAGAAACAACCCGCGUCGUCAUUUUCUGCGUCACCUUUUCGCCUGUGCCCGAAAUCCUGAUUUUUCAAGAAUCCACGCUAUUCUCUUGAACAACGGAAUAUCGACAACUUCAGACCUAUUUUCCCUCCGAGAGUCUUGAAGAGAGACUCAUCAACAAGACCAAUAAACCACGUGAGGUCCACUUGUGCCAGCCAUGCUCAUGUACGAUUACCCACUAAAGGACAUGGAGACGUCGGUGUACCAGGGCUAUCCUUCAGUGAUGAAGCCUCAAGUGGAAGCUUAUAGUGUCAUCUUCCCUCCUCAUGUGGGCCCCAGUGCUGCUGGUCAUCUCUACCCAUCUCAGUACCCAAGCCACACUCACUACCAGCCCCACUACCCUCUUCAGACGUACUCUAGCCCCCAGCAGUCUGAGGCCCAGCGCCCCUCCACGGCGCAGGUGGAGCCUGUGGAUCUGUCUCUCAGCAAGCGCUCCUCGUCCUCCUCUCCAUCCUCCUCUUUCUCCCCCUCCUCUCCGUCCUCCACCCGGAGCUCUCUGUCCCCUCCACACACGUACAGCAGCCCUCACACACACGGCAGCACACACUCCCUCUCCCAGACGCUCACCUGCUCCAGCUCCAGCUCCUGCUCCAGCUCCCCCAAGCCCCGGCACCAGUCUCCAGCAGCCAUGGCCAUGUCCUUCUCCGCCAUGAUGCCCGUCUUGCACGCCCCCUCCGGAAUGAUCCCCGUCAUCCUGCCCAUCAUGUACCCCUCUACUAUGCACCCACCAAUCAUGCUCUCUCCAGUGGCCACCGAUGACAAGCAUGGCGGGGCAGUUGUAUCCUCACACAAGCAUGCCUCCGUGAAAUCUCCUAAUUUUUCAAAUGACAUGGAACCAUUGAAAAUCAAAUCCGAGCCUGGCACUGAAAGUUCCCCAGAGCCCUAUGAUGAGGAGAUAACAGCAUCAGUGAUCAACAGACACCUCUCCUAUGAGAGCAACACUCCCUCUGUGAUCAUGCAUCCUGUCAAAGCUCGGCAUGUGGAGUCGCCAGAUCCACUGAAGAAACGCCGCAUCCACCGCUGUGACUUUGGCGGCUGCAAUAAAAUCUACACCAAGAGCUCGCACCUCAAGGCUCACCGGCGCACUCAUACAGGAGAGAAGCCAUACAAGUGCAUGUGGGAAGGCUGUACUUGGAAAUUUGCCCGUUCGGAUGAGCUGACGCGGCACUUCCGCAAACACACCGGGGUCAAGCCCUUCCAGUGCCCGGACUGUGAGCGCAGCUUCUCCCGCUCCGAUCACCUGGCCCUGCACAGGAAGCGCCACCUGCUGGUCUGACCAGUGAGCACAGGGCCCCCCUCCGCUCCGCUGCUUCUCCCACAACUAUUUAUCCCCUGAGCCAUCCUCUACCACUGACAUGAGCAGAGUGGACCUGUCCUUGCUCAAAGGUCCUCGCUCCAAAAUGCAGUGACUUCUCUCCAUAUUUCUUUCAUCUCAUUCUUGUCAUUUUACUCGUGUGCUUUGUUACCGUUAAUAUUUGCAGUUUAUCCGUUGUGAACUUCCUCUGCUGGUCAGAGGACAGACACAUAAACAGAGAUGCACACCUUUCCAUGCACACCAUAAUACACAGGCACACAGAUACAAGAACAAAGUGUACAUUCUCUGUCUCUCUCAGAUAUAAACAGUGUGAAUCUUGUUUUUAUCACGUGCACAAAAUGAUUUGGGUCACUCACUAAGUGCUUUUUUCUAUUAUUUUCUAAUUGUUUUAGACCUUCUCACCACAAUAACUGAUUAUCUUCCACCUGCCUAUUUGAAUGGGUGAUUUUGUAUAGAGAUUUCCUUGUGUGUGUGUGUAUAUAGAGAUUUCCUCGUGUGUGUGUGUUUUUGUGUGUGUGUGUGUGUGUGUGUGUGUGUGUGUGUGUGUGUGUGUGUGUGUGUGUGUGUGUGUGUGUGUGUGUGUGUGUGUGUGUGUGUGUGUGUGUGUGUGUGUGUGUGUGUGUGAGUGCAAAUCCUCAUGUAGAAUAGAACUAAUCAAAGAGAGUAUAACACUUUUAUUGUGUAAUGCAUCUUUGGUUGUAAGUCAAGAUUUUUAGUUACAGAACAUGUUAUUUUAUUAUUAUUUGUCUACAAUAUGUCCACAUGUGUUCAUGAUCUAUUUAUUUUAGGUCACAUCAGACUAUGUAUGGCUCAUUGUAUCUAUUACCUGAAGGGAAAACGGGCAUUGACAUGUAAUUCAAAAUGUGAAAUAUUUCUGAAAGGGCAUUAUUGUCAGUUAAUGAACUGAAUGUUUUGGUAUUGUUUUGGUUGUUGUGUGUAUAUGACACAUAUGUGUGUAUAUGACACUUGUAAUGUAAAGGAAUCAUGGAAAACAGGGAGAUGCCUUUGAUGGCAUUUGUGCUAAUACUUUAAGACCAUUUCCGAGGAAGACAUUUGUCAUUGUGAUGGAUCAUGUGCACUUUAAAAUUGAUUUUAAGCCACGGUCUUCUGAUAUGUUUGGAAUGUUGCAUUUCUGAAUGCUUCUGGAAGGUAAUGCUCAGAGUCACACCUACAUCACUUCUUCACUCAACAUGUCACUUAUAUUGCAAUACAUCUUCCAAGAGGGUGCAUUUCAGGAUGGGUGCCUGAAAAGGUCCCUGAGGCUAAAUACCUCUUUUGGAAGAGUGAUAGUCCAGGCAGAAAUUAGGGAGCAGGAAACAUCUAUGUCUGAGGUAGAUCCCAAAAGCCACAGCAGCAAAAUAAUGCAGAAAUAUGCAAAAGACUUAUAACACAAUUUUACAAUUUUUUAUAAUAGAAAUUAUAAUAUAUUUUUAUAGAAUGAUAAUGCUGAAGUGGUGAGUUGUUUUUUAUUUUAUUAAUUGCAUGAUUUUUUUAAAUCUGAAAUUACAACUAUACAUUUCUUUCAAGAUGUGAAUCCUCAUAUAAAACGUAUAUAUUUUCACAGUUCAGAGGGAAUGGACUCUUAGCAUUGUACUAAACUGUGAAUGGCUUAUAUACUGUACAGAUGCAUAUGGUUUUUAUUGUCACAAUAAACAUGUAUUGAUCA
Molecule: messenger RNA, 3187 nt
Organism: Sardina pilchardus (European sardine)
Lineage: Eukaryota; Metazoa; Chordata; Actinopteri; Clupeiformes; Clupeidae
Gene: klf3
Product: Kruppel like factor 3 (basic)
Exons: 6
Coding region: 364-1482 (372 amino acids)
Biological process (GO): regulation of transcription by RNA polymerase II
Molecular function (GO): DNA-binding transcription factor activity, RNA polymerase II-specific; RNA polymerase II cis-regulatory region sequence-specific DNA binding
Source: RefSeq, a predicted model, not a curated record